Paramacrobiotus metropolitanus is the source of this 1217-nucleotide messenger RNA. Its product is annotated as U-scoloptoxin(01)-Cw1a-like. The coding region runs from base 503 to 928 and encodes 141 amino acids. Gene Ontology annotation, cellular component: extracellular region. The transcript has 4 exons. Gene Ontology annotation, molecular function: chitin binding. The record is from RefSeq and is a predicted model, not a curated record. Lineage: Eukaryota; Metazoa; Tardigrada; Eutardigrada; Parachela; Macrobiotidae.
UGCAUUCGAAACGCAGCUGUAAUCAUGUGUAGAUGACGGUAUACCAUCCAGCAGAUAAACAAAAGUGCCGUGGGUGCUUUAUCGAACACACUGUGUCCCUUCGCUUUGCUCGUUUCCGCCGGUGUAGAAUAAUUCAAGUUUGUCUCGUUUUAGACCUUUUCAUUUUUAUAAUGCGAUUUCGUAAUUAUUAUUGUGCGGUUGUUGUAAGUAAAUUUUUGAUGAUAUACUGUAAUGGCGCGCGUUGAACAUCGCAUACGAUGUUUCAUGAUCCACCGGAAAAGCACCUACGUUAAUAAUUAUUAACGUUUUAAGUGUAUUGUUUGUGUCGUAAAUACAUAUUGUUUUUUAAGCGCUAGAGCAGCACUCCAGUUUUAAUGAGCCUGUUUUGUACUUGUGUAUACUAACUGUAUCGACAGCAUUCGUCGGCUUACUCAACAUUAAGUUCAGACGUGUAAAUAGGACUGGACAUGGAUGAGUGAACAGAUUCGUCCUUGCUGAUCCAAUGGAUGGUAUCAUUUCCGGUGCCCAGACUGUUGUAGCCAAUCCAGAAGAGGUGAAAAAGCUUCUUAGCAGCGGGAUGAAAGGCGCACCGGAUUCCAAAUCGGCGGAAAAGUCAAAAAAUGCGACAUCGAAGGCCUUCUGUGAUAAUGUCAAACAGCCGGGAUUAUAUGCUGAUGUGAACACAAACUGCCGAACCUAUUACCGGUGUACAGAAGAUGGAUACCAGACAUCUUACCAAUGCAACAAUGGAACACUUUUUAAUCAGCUCACUUUGGUCUGUGAUUACUUUUUCAAUGUCGCGUGUUCCAGGACACCAAAGCUGGCAGACUUUGCCAACAUACGCCACCAACUAGAUGGAGAGAAAUUUGCGAGCUGUUACAAAGAGUGCGCCAAACAAAACUGCCAGCCCAAAAGCAACAGUCUCUAAAACUGGAAGCGGCAAAAAUUUUUUGGACAAUUGCCUUUUGGGACGCUUCUCAGAUUUCUGAGCAGCAAUAAUUCUCGUACAUCAAAUUUUGUGAUUCGUGAUACAACCGCAGUUGUGUUUUUGUGCUCCACAUGAAAUAAAUACACGCAGAAAAUGCAAUUUCUCAUCCCCCAAAUUUCUCAGCAAAAAACUUAUUUCAUCUCUUAAUAUCGUGCAUUCGAAAGUUGUGUUCAAUCGGUGUGUCAAAUCUUAGAACUAAAUAUACCAAUAAUCAAAUAAAUUCCUUGCG